CAUUAGUAAUACCACAUAAAAUGUGUUUAUCUUAUAUCACAACUUUUUCAUCAAAAUAUAAUAUAAUAUUUAUGUUCAUUACUGUAGUAUUGAUAGAAAAGUUAAGUGAUAUUAAAUUAAAGAAAAGUGCAAAAGACGCAUUAACAGCUUUUUUGAAAAAUAUUCUUACAAUUUGUAAUUUUGCAAG
Funneliformis caledonium is the source of this 187-nucleotide messenger RNA. The record is from the annotation of a GenBank genome assembly. Lineage: Eukaryota; Fungi; Glomeromycota; Glomeromycetes; Glomerales; Glomeraceae.